Leguminivora glycinivorella is the source of this 2217-nucleotide messenger RNA. RefSeq lists its product as uncharacterized. NCBI's taxonomy places the organism in Eukaryota, Metazoa, Arthropoda, Insecta, Lepidoptera, Tortricidae. The record is from RefSeq and is a predicted model, not a curated record. The transcript is spliced from 3 exons. Bases 61 to 1140 code for a protein of 359 amino acids.
CAGUUAUUAAUUUAUCGUAUUCCCUACUUCGUACGCGCACAAAAAGAUCUCGUCAUCGCCAUGGGAAAAAGAAAAAGAUCGCGUUCAAGGGACGACGAUUACGACAGUAUAUUAAAGAAAGUUAAAAAACUGGAAAAACGGUUACAAAACUGUCGACGAAGUUAUUCGCGCUCGCCGUCCAUUGAACAGGAAAAUAUAGACGUGAAUAUAGACGGUCAUCAAUCGGAAGUGCAGUCGCCGUUGCGCGACAUGGAAUUUACUGAACCAGAUAAUAAAGAUAUCGAAAAUGAAGAUUGUGUAAAUGAAAACAAUGUAGAUAACGCCGAGCAGACUACGAACGUGGAACCUGAGUUGGACCCUAAUAUUUUAAGCAUCUUAGGAGAUGACCCCCAAAAUCAGACCACUUUUGGCGAAAAAUUACACAAGGAUAUUUCAACUAGAUGGCAACAUAUUUUGUUGAACGGGCUACAAAAGGAAAUAAAAUCUGAAUUGAUUAAAUUAUACCCUGUCCCCGAAAAUUGUAGUAAUUUAAAGGCGCCAAAACUUAAUUUAGAAAUAAAGGCGGCACUUACUGAAGUGAAUUUGAAAAAAGAUAACUUCAGUGAAAAUAAGCAAAAUCAGCUGUCUAGCGGUAUUGCAGCCCUAGGAAAAGCAUUAAGCGUCGCAUUUGGUAGCAACCCGUCUUCUCAAGACCUAAUAAAAUACCUAAGCGAUGCAGGACGCUUGUUAUGCGAUUACCACUACAGAGAAUCACAAUCACGUCGAUACUCCAUAAUAAAUACUCUGAAUAAACAGACUCGCGAUACUAUCAGAGACAGUAAAUUGGACGAAUACCUAUUUGGAUCUGAUCUGGCCGACCACUUGAAGUCGUCUAAGGCAAUUGAGAAAUCGGGACUAGAAUUAAAGCCCGUGUACACGCCGCGGGUGCAAUCCAGGGUCGUUCCAGCCACUCAACCUCAUCGAGGGGCUUUAAACUCACGGGGGGCGUCGCGGACAGCAGCCGCCGAGACACGCCCGUACGCCGCUGCCCGCAGACAACCAGCGCCCGCGCCGACGACCAGGGAUGGCAGGGAUCGCCGCUACGAACCGUCGACGAGCCGCUCGAGCUACCAUCAUCGUCAGCGAGGGAGGAGACGCUGAGCACCGCGUCGCAGAGCCUGCCACCCACUGCACUCAAGCCUUUCCCUGGUGGCCGCGAAGUUAUCGGGCAGUCGUUUAUAAGGAGAGGAACACCUCAUAGCUCCCUAAAGGUUGUCUUGGCCUCUUUUUCUGAUAAUACCAUUUCUCAGUAUAGUUCAUCAUUAAGAUCAUGGUGGACAUUUUGUCAAAGGAAUGAUUAUGAUUUUUACGAAGCUACACCUUCUCAACUUUUAUCUUUUUUAACAGAGUCAUUUGAGAAUGGUGGCAGCUAUAGUACACUUAAUUCUCAUCGAUCAGCACUAUCGAUUGUUCUCGGAAAAGAAAUAACCACAAAUUAUUGUAUAAAUCAGUUUCUGAAAGGAGCAUUCAGAUUAAAUCCUCCUACACCUAAAUAUGAUCAAACAUGGGAUCCUGUUAAAGUUUUAAAUUACCUAUCAAAGUUGUACCCGUAUAGUAGUAUUUCGAUUAAGGACCUAGCUUUUAAGUGUGCCACAUUGCUGGCCAUCGCUUCCGCACAGCGGAUGCAAACUUUGAGUCUGAUUAAAUUAAAAAAUAUUUCUAUUGAUAACGAUGCCAUUGUAAUUAAAGUGCCAGAUUUAAUUAAAACUUCCCGACCUGGAGCUUUUCAACCAAUGAUUAAAUUACCCUUUAUUCGCGAAAAUCCUAAUAUAUGCCCUGCACUGGCAAUACAAACUUACAUUGAUAAGACGGCGACCUUACGUGAGCAGUCUGACGAUCACCUUUUUAUAAGUAUCCAGAGGCCGUACAAAAAAGUUGGAUCUCAAACAAUUGGCCACUGGGUUAAAAAGAUAUUGGCUGACAGUGGUAUUGAUGUGAGCGUGUUUGGUGCGCAUAGCACCCGCCACGCUUCUACGUCAGCUGCCCACAAGGCUGGCGUUAGCCUAGAUGUGUUGAGAAAAGCUGCAGGUUGGAGUGACAAAUCAAACGUAUUCUUAAAAUAUUAUAAGAGAGAUACAAUUAACUACUCCAAUAACGAGUUUGCUAAUGCAAUUUUUGACAUACAACCUACUAAAUGAUUAGGGUGUCUACAUAUAAGAAAUGUAAAAUCAAUCAAUA